Messenger RNA from Medicago truncatula (barrel medic), 1415 nucleotides. RefSeq lists its product as uncharacterized. The coding region runs from base 78 to 1163 and encodes 361 amino acids. The transcript is spliced from 2 exons. Gene Ontology annotation, molecular function: nucleotide binding. The record is from RefSeq and is a predicted model, not a curated record. NCBI's taxonomy places the organism in Eukaryota, Viridiplantae, Streptophyta, Magnoliopsida, Fabales, Fabaceae.
GAAAACGAUAUACACUGUUCUACUAUGAUUUAUGACCACUCCCUCCCUCAAACCGCAAAACAUUUAUCACCAAAACAAUGUCACAAACUGAACCAAUCCGUUUCGGCAUUCUCGGUUGCGCCGACAUAGCCCGCAAACUCUCACGCGCCAUUCUCCUCUCUUCCACCGCCACCAUCUCUGCCGUCGGCAGCCGCACUCUCUCCAAAGCAACCACCUUCGCAAAACUCAACAACUUCCCUCCCACCGCCAAAAUCUACGGCUCCUAUGAAGAAGUUCUUGAUGACCCUAAUGUUGACGCUGUUUACGUGCCGUUGCCGACUACGUUGCAUGUGAAAUGGGCGGUGGCUGCUGCGAAGAAGGGGAAGCAUGUUUUGUUAGAGAAGCCGGUGGCUGUGAGUGUGAAGGAGUUUGAUGAGAUUGUGAAGGUGUGUGAGGAGUGUGGGGUGCAGUUUAUGGAUGGGACUAUGUGGAUGCAUCAUCCUAGAACAGAGGUGAUGAAGGGGUUUUUGGAGGAUGGAGAGAAGUUUGGCAAGGUUAAAUCGAUUCACACCUGUUUUACAUUUGGUGCUGAUCCUGACUUUCUUGAGAAUGACAUCCGCGUGAAGCCGGAUCUCGACGCUCUCGGCUCUCUUGGUGACGAAGGAUGGUAUUGUGUUAGGGCAAUUCUGUGGGCUUACAACUACGAAUUACCAAAAACGGUAUUAGCCACGCGCGAACCAGUGCUUAAUAAAGCUGGAGUAUUAUUAUCUUGCGGUGCUUCUUUAUACUGGCAAGAUGGAAGAGUAGCAACAUUCUAUUGCUCUUUCUUAUCUAACCUAACAAUGGAUAUAACUGCUGUUGGGACAAAAGGAACACUUCAUGUUCAUGAUUUUAUCAUCCCUUAUGAAGAAAAGAAAGCAUCAUUUUAUGCAGCUUCAGAAUCAAGCUUUGAUGAUCUUGUCACUAAAUGGGGUUCACAGCCGAGUAAGCACGUAAUAGAAAACGAUCUACCUCAGGAGGCUCUUAUGGUAACUGAAUUUUCUCGUUUGGUGGCAGAAAUCAAAUCAAAAAACGCGAAACCUGAGAAGAAAUGGCCAACUAUUAGUAGGAAAACACAACUGAUAUUGGACGCCGUGAAGGCUUCGAUUGAUAAGGGUUUUGAGCCUGUACAGAUUCAGGAAUGAAAUUGUUUCGAAUAUAUCUUCACCCUGCCUAACUCGGAUCUUUGUUCCGUUAUUAGUGCGUCGCAAUAAGAAAAUAAUAUUUCUGGUGGAAAUGAACACUUUGUAUGUUCUUCAACUUAAAGGAGGAUGGUGAUGAAUGUAGUGAAUAACUAUUUCUAAGUUCAUUACCAGUUUCAAUAAGUGAGUAAUUUAUUGUGGAAGUUAUAUUUUGCUAUGAAAUCAAUUGAUUAAAGCAAUAAAAUAAUUGGAUGA